AUGAAAUUAAUCACUUCAUACCUUCUAAUUCUUUUCGUUAUUUUUAAUAUUGCGGAUUCCCACUACCAAUUGCAGAAUCCUCCGACUAGAGGUUUCGAAGAAACCACAGAGCCAAAUUCUCCUUGUGGUGGGUUUGACUCGGUCAAUGCAUCUGCAAUAACUAAGUUUCCUGUUUCGCAAGGUCGUGCUACAAGUUACUUCUAUGAUGGUGAUGGAACUCUUACAUAUUAUUAUGCACUUACUUCAAACUCCUCCUUUCUUCCACUCACGAACGCUCCAAAGUCAGUUACUGUCAACUUGACUAGAGCUAACGCAACCGUUGGUUCUCAAGGCGUUCUUCAAGCUGUUUUCAAGUUAUCUGAUGGUAGUAAUGCUUCUUGGUAUCAAUGUGCUGAUAUUCAAGUGGUUAGCGCUCCUACUAACUCUGUCGCUAUGGUUUCACCUCAUAUUGGCGUAAUUACUCUUUUUGUUGGUUUUAUUUCAAUUCUUUUUAUUGGAGUUUGA
This is a messenger RNA of Cetraspora pellucida, 504 nucleotides long. The record is from the annotation of a GenBank genome assembly. NCBI's taxonomy places the organism in Eukaryota, Fungi, Glomeromycota, Glomeromycetes, Diversisporales, Gigasporaceae.